AACGAAUACAUCCUUAGCCAAGACGAUACCAUGGCUGAACGAAAAGCAGUGAUCAAGAAUGCCGACAUGGCAGAGGAUAUGCAGCAGGAUGCCGUCGAGUGUGCCACUCAGGCCCUAGAGAAGUACAACAUUGAGAAGGACAUUGCCGCCUACAUCAAGAAAGAGUUCGACAAGAAGUACAACCCAACCUGGCAUUGCAUCGUGGGACGAAACUUCGGUUCUUACGUCACCCACGAGACGAAACAUUUCAUCUACUUCUAUCUGGGCCAGGUUGCAAUCCUCCUCUUCAAGAGUGGAUAACUUGUUCAUAUUGACAUUGAACACUUUUCAACUCGUAAUAUAGCACCUACUGUAAAUAAAUAUGUGUUCCCGAUCACCGAUUAUUUGAUAUUUAUGAAAGAUCAGAACGCUUUGAAGCCCUUUGCCUCCUUGAACA
Messenger RNA from Bolinopsis microptera, 436 nucleotides. RefSeq names its product dynein light chain 2, cytoplasmic. Gene Ontology annotation, biological process: microtubule-based process. NCBI's taxonomy places the organism in Eukaryota, Metazoa, Ctenophora, Tentaculata, Lobata, Bolinopsidae. The transcript has 2 exons. Gene Ontology annotation, molecular function: dynein intermediate chain binding. Gene Ontology annotation, cellular component: cytoplasmic dynein complex. The record is from RefSeq and is a predicted model, not a curated record. The coding region runs from base 31 to 300 and encodes 89 amino acids.